UAUAUUUGUAAGUCUCUACAACUCUCGUGGUGGGUGGCCAACAGAAAUUUGUGGUUCUGUUCCUUGUUAAACCUCUGUGUGUGUGUAUCCAUGUUUAGGGGAAGGCUCCUCUUUGCUGCUGGUUACAUAAGCCUUCUUGUUCAUGUUCUCUUUUGUGUAAAUUGUUGUAAUUCUUCUUCUUGUGGAGAUAUCCAUAACAUCACUUUCCCCUUUUGACUCAAAUCCGACCCAGUUGAUAAUUGUGGAUACAAGUUUGUGGAACUUGAGUGCGAAAACAAUCGGACAGUAGUAUACUUGUUUUCUGGUAAAUACUACGUGCAGGCCAUCAACUAUUAUGAAACUGGCUUCGGCUCCAUCAGCCUGGUGGAUGUGGGGAUACAGAGGAAUAAUUGCUCUUCUCUUCCUCUUCAUUCUUUAACUCCUUAUAACUUUACUGAAACAUUAGAUCCCAUAUAUUACAGUACUGAGAAUUCAGAAUCAUUUGUAGCGUUAGUGAAUUGUGAAAAACCAGUGAAAUCUCCUAUCUACAUAGACACUACUAGUAAUAUUAGUACUGCUUUCUGUGAAAACAAAGGAGGACGAGGAGGAGGUGGAGAAGGAGGAGUCAGAGGUUCGUCAUCGUCGAAAAAGCAUUCAUACGUUCUGGUCGCAAGCUACCAUUCUCUUGAAGGCCACUAUUCUCUUGAUUGGUCAGAUGUUGCAAACUUAUGCAGCGUCGACAUGCUUUUUCCGAUAAGGCCGUUCCAGCUUCCAGAUGAUCGUUUACGUAACAUGACGAGCUUGUUGGAGGUCCACAACGCGUUGGCUGAUGGAUUUGAUCUUUACUGGUAUGUCAACAACUACGAAUAUUGCAGACUUCAGGCGCAUUGCUCCUCCAAUCAUACUCAAAAUUACACCGCCGCCGUUUGCCAUGGUCUACGUGGGUUUUCGGCCUUUCUAGCUGGCUGGAAAUAUUUCUGGAAACAUAGCUUGUGGGAUCAGUUGGAUGCCGACUUCACGCUUUUAAGGCGGUGUGUCUUUAAACUUCCAGAUUCAUCGAUUAAUCCUUCGGAUUGUCAAUUUCGUAAUUGGGGUUACGAUCUCAAAAUCGCAGGGGUAAUCCUUUUGGCAAGAAUUCUAUUUGCCUUAUGUGCGUUUGCAUUUUUAAUCCGUAAGUUUAAGAGAAGGCAUUUAUCGAUGUUCGAUAACAUUGAAGGUUAUCUACGAAGUCAAAAUCGCCUCAUGCCAAUUAGCUACUCUUACUUAGAUAUUAAAAAGAUGGCCAAAGGUUUCAAGGACAUGUUGGGAGAAGGAGGCUAUGGUUCUGUCUACAAAGGAAAGCUUAGAAGUGGUCAUCUUGUAGCGAUAAAAGUAUUGGGCAAGCCCAAAGCCAAUGGACAAGAAUUUAUCAAUGAAGUUGCUACCAUAGGAAGGAUUCAUCAUGUAAAUGUGGUUCAGCUAAUUGGAUAUUGCGCAGAGAGAUCUAAGAGAGCUCUUAUAUAUGACUUCAUGCCAAAAGGGUCUUUGGAAAAGUAUAUAUUUUCUCAAGAAGGAUAUAUACCAUUGAGUUGUAAGCAAAUGUAUGAGAUUUCUCUAGGAGUGGCUCGCGGGAUUGAAUAUUUACAUCGGGGUUGUGACAUGCAAAUUUUGCAUUUUGAUAUCAAGCCUCACAACAUUUUGCUUGAUGAGAAUUUUACUCCAAAAGUUUCCGACUUUGGGCUUGCAAAAUUGUAUUCAACUGAUGAUAGCAUUGUGACUUUGACUGCAGCAAGGGGGACAAUGGGUUAUAUGGCUCCAGAGUUAUUCUACAAAAACAUUGGAGGCGUUUCAUAUAAAGCUGAUGUUUACAGUUUUGGAAUGUUGUUGAUGGAAAUGACUGGUAGGAGGAGGAAUUUGAAUGCCUUUGCUGAUCAUACAAGCCAAAUUUACUUUCCUACUUGGAUUUAUGAUCAAUUCAAAGAAGGAAGGGACAUAGAAAUGGGAGAGACUAAUGAGGAGGAAGGGGUGAUGGUGAAGAAGAUGAUAAUUGUGGCUUUGUGGUGCAUACAAAUGAAGCCUAGUGACCGUCCUUCGAUGAACAAAGUUGUAGAAAUGCUUGAAGGGAAUGUUGAACAAUUGCAGAUGCCUCCCAAACCUUUUCUAUGCCCACAAGAGAUGCCAACUGAAGAUAAUAAAAUUGACACAAAUCCUACAGAUUUGCCUAUGCCAUUAGGUGAAUGUAGAAAUUCCAUCACUUUGAAUGUAAGUGAACCUUAAAUGGUUUCAUAUCAAAUGCUUCAUAUUUAAGUAAAUUAUAUUUGUUGGCAUCCUCUGUUGCUUAUGUAUUAUUGAGGCAGCCUUAUUAAACAUAUGAUGGGGAAACUAUAUAUGCAUCAUUAGAUUAAAUUUUUGUACAAAAACUUAGUAUUUCGUUUAGAUAGCUUCCGUUGGAUUGCA
Molecule: messenger RNA, 2415 nt
Organism: Camellia sinensis
Lineage: Eukaryota; Viridiplantae; Streptophyta; Magnoliopsida; Ericales; Theaceae
Source: RefSeq, a predicted model, not a curated record